This is a messenger RNA of Synchiropus splendidus (mandarinfish), 1725 nucleotides long. It is a transcript of the gene senp8, whose product is annotated as SUMO peptidase family member, NEDD8 specific. The record is from RefSeq and is a predicted model, not a curated record. Bases 173 to 832 code for a protein of 219 amino acids. The transcript has 2 exons. NCBI's taxonomy places the organism in Eukaryota, Metazoa, Chordata, Actinopteri, Syngnathiformes, Callionymidae. Gene Ontology annotation, biological process: proteolysis. Gene Ontology annotation, molecular function: cysteine-type peptidase activity; deNEDDylase activity.
CGCCGUCGUUCAACUUGUUACUCUCCGUGUUGAGAUUAAAGUCGUUCGCCUAUUGCUUCGUGACAUUGUUUUGGGACUUUACAGCCGUGUUUGAGUUCAUCGCUUCGUACAUGACAUGAGUCAGCUAACCGAUGCUAUUCCUACUGACAACCUCGAGACCGCCAGCUGAGAGAUGGACCCAGUAGUACUCAGCUAUGAGAACAGUCUGCUGCGGCGCUCUGAUGUCUUUCUACUUGAGGGGCCGCACUGGCUGAACGAUCAGAUCAUUGGAUUUGCCUUCGAGUACUUUGUCACUGACUGUUUCCAACGUCUCAACAAGAUGGCCGUAUUCAUCAGCCCUGAGGUCACGCAGUUCAUCAAGUUUAGUGCCGAUGCAAUAGAGCUGUCUUUGUUUCUGGAGCCGCUGGACCUGCCGUCGCGUCGAUGGGUCUUCCUGGCAGUCAAUGACAACUCCAACCAGAGCGCCGGCGGCUCCCACUGGAGCCUUCUUGUCUUCCACCGUAACUCAAAUCAGUUUAUUCACUACGACUCGCAGAAUGCCAGUAACUUGGUUCAUGCACGGCGCAUCGCCAUGAAGCUGGAGCCCUUCCUGGGCAGCGGAAGGAAAGUGCACUUGGUGGAGGAGGACUGUCCCCAGCAGUGCAACAGCUACGACUGUGGAAUGUACGUCAUCUGCAUCGCCGAGAUCCUGUGUGAGAUGGCGAUGGGAGAGAAAGGGCCACAUCUGCCUGUCCAAAACAUCACGCCAGACUUCAUUACGCAGAAGAGGGCGGAAUGGUGCAGACUGAUCCAGAGUCUGGUGCAAAGGUCUUCCUAUCCAAUAACACAUUGAUCGCCUCCAUUCUAUGCCAUUACCCUCCAACAUGAAUGCACUCUCGCGCUAAAUAGAGCAGAGAUAUUUUUUAUUUACGCCAUCGAUUUCACAGCGUCAAACGUUCUGCACGUCUACAGACACAAUAGUUCAUUUGAAAUGCUGUUAGCAUGGGUCUCAUAUUUCCAAAAAUAUGACCUUGAGCUCACAACACGAUGCUUUGGUCCAUAGUUCUUCUUCGAAAAGCAUUAAUUGACGUCUGCAGUGUUUGUUCUAACAAACACAUCAGUUUUAUAUGAAUAUGAAAUAGCUUCUGGGUAUUUAUUCCUAACUGAACAAAUGAAUAAUUGUAAUAACUGUAUUGGCAUGUGUUCCUUUAUCCUUGUCCAACACCGGUGGCGCGAUAAACACUGCAUUGCACCCCCAUGAGUCUAUGAAUGGAACUGCUACACUCAAAAGUUGGAUAUUACUGCUGACGUUUGCUUUAUUCAAACUAUUGUAAGACAAAACAUAACCACCAAAGGAACACCUCAGACUGCAGAAUUGACUCUGAGCAUAGAUGUUGCACGAGUGGAUGUCGAAUGGCUCAUAUUUUCAGAGGCAACAGUGCAAAUAUACUUUUGGCAGAAAUAAAUAAUUUCAAAACAAUGCACAUGAUAGAAGCCUUUAUUCUCGUCCAUACGUGACUGAUGAAUAAACAGAGGUUGUGUACCUCUGAACAUUGUACAUCAAAACAUCAGAUCAGAUCAGUGUUUCUUCACUUUUGAAUGUGUCCUUAAAUCAGAAUCAGAAAACUUUAUUAAUCCCAAGGGAAAUUAUGUUCCUAACAUGCUCUGUACACAACAUAUCACAAUAAAAUGAAAAAGAAAUUAUAUUAUAAAGUGCAAAUAGUAUUAUUCCAAUAGUAUUUACAC